AUGCCGUCAUUAGGUGUAUAUGACUGGAAGCGAAAGUCAAUCUUUGUAAAUAUUACAAUCAGCUAUCAUGAUAUUUCCCUGAUGGGGAAGACCUCUACAGCAGCCACAGUGGCAACAACUCAUCUCCCGAGGCGGAGAGAAGACCCGCGUUAUCAGCAUGAUUGUGAUACCAAUCCAGGCACCUGCAUUCUGGCCAUGAGUGAGAAUGACUCAUGCUCCAUGGCCCCACGAGUAAUUACUUGGCGGGUGCGGUUUAGUUGUCUUCCUGCUGUGAUCAUUCUGUAUCAUCUCGACUCACAGAGACUCAUGAUAGACCAUGCUGCACUCAUGCUGGACUCAUGUUGGUGGAUUCUGACGAUGAUAUGA
Aspergillus costaricaensis CBS 115574 is the source of this 366-nucleotide messenger RNA. RefSeq lists its product as uncharacterized. The coding region runs from base 1 to 366 and encodes 121 amino acids. The record is from RefSeq and is a predicted model, not a curated record. Lineage: Eukaryota; Fungi; Ascomycota; Eurotiomycetes; Eurotiales; Aspergillaceae. The transcript has 4 exons.